Gallus gallus (chicken) is the source of this 1830-nucleotide messenger RNA. RefSeq names its product C1orf116 homolog (gene C1orf116). Bases 154 to 1665 code for a protein of 503 amino acids. The transcript has 4 exons. Lineage: Eukaryota; Metazoa; Chordata; Aves; Galliformes; Phasianidae. The record is from RefSeq and is a predicted model, not a curated record.
ACAGCCAGGACGAGGAUUUGGGCACCGGGGGACGUCGGACAUCCUGGAGCAGCCUAAGAGCACGCACAUUUGCACGCAGCAGCCCUGCAGCCUAACACGUCUCCUCUCUCCUGCUCCAGCUGUGCUGUCCCAGCCCGUACCGCAGCCCGUGACAUGCCUGGGAAGGACCUGGGGCUGGGCAUGGCUGCCUGCAACUCAGACAGCUGUGACAGCAUGGUCAGCACAACCUCCAACCACUCGCAGCGGAGCGAUAACAGCUAUGACUAUUUAUCUGUGGAAGAGAAGGAGUGCUUGAUGUUCUUAGAAGAAACCAUUGGCUCGCUGGAUGCAGGAGCAGAUAGUGGAGUUUCCACUGAUGAGACUGACUAUGCAGAGGCCUCCCGGCUGCCCAGGGCACGGCUGAAGAGAGACUCUGCUCCCCAGGAUCUGGAGAACAGGGCUCCUCCUGGAAGCACAGCUCAGCAGCAUGCAGCCGACCAGAAGGGCACCGAGGGCUCCUCCAGCUUUCCAAGCUCAGCUCCAGCAACGGCACCAAACCCAGGCUACCACAGCCUUCCGAGGAACAUCACUGCAGCAAAUGCACACCUUGCAAACAGAGCUGAUGGCAAAACAGACACACACACCAUGCAGGAUCCGGUGCUACCGGGUAAAUCUCCACAGGAGUUGGGCAAGGAGGGCAGACUUAGCCAAGCUAACAUGAGAAGAGAGGUGAGAUCCCUGAUCAUCCCACCUCCAGCUCCCUUCCAGGACAACCAGGAAAGCCGUGCAGAGCAGCCACAAAGCAAUAGCUCAGAUGCCAGAAAAGAAAACACAGAGGAGAGCUGGACACAGCCCCGUCCAGCCCUGGGGAUGGUGGCUGUGCCCGGUCCCACAGCACUGCCACACCGAGAGAUAGGCCGGGAGAGUGCAGUGCUUCCUCAGGGCCAACAGGAGCACCCAGCAGCACAGGAGGUCCCACAGGACCCCAACACCAAGCGUGGGCCUCCCACAGCCCCCAAACCACGGAAACUUCCACCAAACAUUAUCCUGAGAACCAGCAAACCCAGCUCAGUGCCGCUUGGUGCGGAGCCUGGGCACAAGGUGAAGGUACCACCGCCAUCACCCGCCGGCUCUGCUGGAGACACUGCUGCAGAAAAGCAGAAUUCAGGGCAGCUCGACCCCAAGGAGAGGGAGAAGGCCCGGCGGGAGGCCCUGGAGAAGCUGGGGCUGCCGCAGGACCUGCAGGAGCCCUGCGCCCGGCCCGGCCCUGUGCCACCUCCCUGCGACCAGGCCCGGGCAGCACCGAGCACAGCCCCAGCGGGUCGGGCCAUGAACUUCAAAUCCAACACCCUGGAGCGCUCCGGCGUGGGGCUGGGCAGCUGCAUGGCCAAGGAGCCGGGCGUCAAGGGCAGCGGCUCGCUGGGCAAGAUGUCCUUCAUCGAGCGGCUGGCACCCAGCUUCCUGCGCAGCAGCAGGCCGCGGCCCGCGUCCCUCGGGGCGGGGAAGGACUUUGCUGCACUGAAAGAGCCCAUUGAGGUGGAGAAGAGCAGCAAGAGAAGGUCGAGCCCACUGCCCAGCUUCCCCCAGCCGCCCCGCUCCUGCGUCAGCGUGAAGAUCUCCCCCAAGGGCUCGACGGAGGAGCACCGGCGUGAGGCCCUGAGGAAGCUCGGCCUGCUGAAGGAGUAGCGCCGGGCGAGCGCGAGAUGCACAGCCUGCAUCCCUGCGUGGCUCUGCUGGAUGAGCAUCUGCUGCUGGGACAGCUCGGGGGGCAAACACGGGGCCUGCAGCUCCUGGAGUCGCUCAGGGCAUCGUGCCUAAUAAAGUAGUGCCACUUGUGUAGGAUGUUUUGUA